Manis javanica (Malayan pangolin) is the source of this 1629-nucleotide messenger RNA. Lineage: Eukaryota; Metazoa; Chordata; Mammalia; Pholidota; Manidae. The record is from RefSeq and is a predicted model, not a curated record.
GAUCUGACAGCCCUGGCAGCAAAGCGGAGGUCACCAGUGCUGUGCAGGGUGGCUUCUGGCUGGGAGGGUUGUAGCUGCACUGUUUCCAUGGGGCCAUCAGCCAGUGAGUUUGGACUUUGCAGGUGGAAUUUUAACAGGAAAUGAACUCCCGGUGUGCAUGACUGAAUGCGGGAGAAGGAGCACCGGCUUUCUGCCAUGACUGACACUGUAUUCAGCACCAGCUCUAGCCGUUGGGUGUGUCCCAGUGACCGACCCCUUCAAUCAAAUGAUAAAGAACAGCUCCAGGCAGGCUGGCCCAUCCAUCCCAGUGGUCAGCCCGACAGACAGAGAAAGCAGGAAGAGCUGACGGAUGAGGAGAAGGAAAUCAUCAACAGGGUGAUCGCUCGGGCUGAGAAAAUGGAAGAGAUGGAGCAGGAACGAAUUGGGCGCCUGGUGGACCGUCUGGAGAACAUGAGGAAGAAUGUGGCCGGGGACGGGGUGAACCGCUGCAUACUGUGUGGAGAGCAGCUGGGGAUGCUGGCCUCUGCCUGCGUGGUGUGUGAGGACUGUAAGAAGAAUGUCUGCACCAAGUGUGGGGUGGAGACCUCCAACAGUCGUCCUCAUUCUGUGUGGCUCUGCAAAAUCUGCAUUGAGCAAAGAGAGGUAUGGAAGCGUUCUGGAGCAUGGUUCUUCAAGGGCUUCCCCAAACAGGUCCUCCCCCAGCCUAUGCCUAUAAGGAAGCCCAAGACCCAGCAGCCGGUCAGUGAGCCCACUGUCCCUGAGCAGCCCACCCCGGAGCCCAAGCACGCUGCCCGGGCUCCAAUUGGAGGUGACACUGAAGACAAGAGGGGCCCAGGUUCGAAGACAGGCCCUGACCUGGCCUCUACUUCCGGGCGAGGAAGUUAUGGGCCCCCUGUGCGCAGGGCCAGCGAGGUGCAGGCGAGCUCAUCUAGCCGGGACCCAGAGAGCUGGGACCAGGGUCACAGUGUGGCCGCCGGAGACUCCAGUCGGAGCCCAGCAGGUUUGAGACGGGCCAACACUGUCCAGGCCUCCAGACCUGCCCCUGCCUCCAUGCAGAGCCCAGCACCUCCUCAGCCUGGGCAGCCAGGACCCUCAGGAGGCAGCAGACCGAGUCCUGGGCCAGCAGGUCGCCUUCCAGAUCAGAGACCAGAGGUGGCUCCCAGUGAUCCUGGCUAUGCAGGGGCUUCUGCCCCACCACGGGAGGACAGAAUGGGGGGAGUUGGCUACUCAGCAGUAGGAGCCAGGGAGAACCGCACGGGCCACCCUCCAGGCUCCUAUUCCCAGGCGUCUGCUGCUCCCCAGCCUGCUGGGGUCCCCGCCCGCCAGCCCCCACCUCCAGAGGAGGAGGAAGAGGAAGCCAACAGCUAUGAUUCGGAUGAAGCAACCACCCUUGGUGCCCUGGAGUUCAGCCUUCUCUAUGAGCAGGACAACAGCUCUCUGCACUGCACCAUCAUAAAGGCCAAGUUGGAGCAGCGGCCUGAGUCGGGGGCCAUUGUUGCAGAUACAAAGACCAUCAUGUGGGCCUGCGAGGGGGUGGGAAAGGCAAACCAGGAUGGAAGAGCAUCUCCACGCAGCAGGCUCAGGGGAAGGGAGCUGACUGAACUCCAGACCCUGAGAAAAGCUGGAUGA